CAACCGAGUCCAACAGUAGAACCGUUCAGAGUUCAUUGUCAGAUGAAUUAUGGUGGACGAUCGUAUUUUUUAUAUCACGUGUCGGAACAUACGAAGCUGAACCAAUCGUGGAGCGACUAUCGACAAGGAUUCGGGGCUCUGACUGGCGAUCAUUGGCUAGGAUUAGAUCACCUUAGUAGUAUAGUCAAUGGUCGAGCAGCUCGUGGCGUACCAGCAAAACUUACCUUUGAAACAAUAGCAGGCGGAGCACAGUUGACAGGAUCCCAUUCAAAUUUCUUGAUAGGAGACGAAACGGAUGAUUACAAGAUUGAAUCCGUCGGAUAUUAUUCCGGAAAGCUCACUGACUGCAUGACGGAUCUCGUCGGAUCAACGUUCGCUACUUACGAUCACGGCAGCGACAACGGAAUGAGCUGUGCGGUACAGUACGGUGGUGGAUGGUGGUUUGGAAAUGCAUGUGCGCCUUGUAAUCCAGUAGGUGUAUUCAGCUCUGAUGGCGAGCGU
Messenger RNA from Lottia gigantea (owl limpet), 501 nucleotides. RefSeq lists its product as hypothetical. NCBI's taxonomy places the organism in Eukaryota, Metazoa, Mollusca, Gastropoda, Lottiidae. The record is from RefSeq and is a predicted model, not a curated record. The annotation marks the transcript as partial. The transcript has a single exon.